CGAUAUGAAGACAUUUUUAUUAGUUUUCCUAGUAUUUUCUCUAAAUUGUGCUAGGUCUUUCCAAGGAGAUACAAGGACUUUCAGUACCGACGCUAGUAGUGGUGAAUCAUUUGGAGGAUCAUUAACUAAGAUAGACUCGCAAGAAGUUGGUGGAUAUAAGUCAACUGAUCAUAGAGAUGAUGCUAAGUCUGGUGGGAAAUUUUAUGAUAUACAAGAUGCGGAGGGCAAUACUGUUUCAUCAGUAUUUUACAAAGUUACCCAGCCCGUCAGCAAGAGGUCAAAUUUUAAUGAGUCUAAGCCUUAUCAAAGUGAAGAUGUGAAUGAUGUGACUGAGUGUGUUGUGGGGCAGUUGUGUUAUGGAGGCGAUAAAGUCGUUACCACCCUAAAGAAUGGAGCUUACAACAUCGCUAUGUCAGCCUAUAACCAAUUUUUAGAAGUUAAUAAUAACGCUAAUUAUUUACAUAUUCUGGGAGGAGCAGUAGUUGAUUUUUCAGUUCAGGUUGGAAGUGGCCAGGUUAAUAACUGGUUGAACGUUCGACACCAAGUACAUAAAACACCUUCAUCGCACCAGGACGCUUGUAUAAAUCAAAAUGAGAUCAAGCAAGGUCAAGAAGCCCAGACAGAAUUAUUAAGGGAAAUACUUAAGGUGUUGCAGGAUAGAGGUGGUAUAGAAGAGCAAGACCAAAAGCAAACCAUGGUUGGAGAUUAUAGGCAGGCUCACAAAUUGGCGGACGAACCUACAGAGCAUAACGAUGCUAAUUGCUAAUUUUCUAACUGUUAUAUAACCUGACAUUAGAGCAAUAGUUGGAAACUAUUGUUCCUUUGGUCUUAAUAUUUCAUUCCUUUGGUCUCAAUAUUUCAUUUCAUAAAUUCGAACCAUAAAUUUAAACUAUAAAACAUAUUAGAAAAACAUAUAUAAAC
Molecule: messenger RNA, 921 nt
Organism: Wallemia mellicola CBS 633.66
Lineage: Eukaryota; Fungi; Basidiomycota; Wallemiomycetes; Wallemiales; Wallemiaceae
Exons: 2
Coding region: 5-766 (253 amino acids)
Source: RefSeq, a predicted model, not a curated record